GCAUGGUGUUGUCAAUAAAUUCCAAAGUUGCCAACACCAAAUUUGCCAUCCCAAGUCAUUAUCUACAUGGAAGACCACGUGUCAUCACCAGUACAAAACUCAGAUGAGAAGAGGACAUCACAGCAAAGGAGACAGUGAUGAGGACAAAUCGGAGAGUCGUCAAUUUUCGAAAGCAGACGGAGUCAAAACUGGCAAGAUGACGUGGUUAAUGAGAAAACUGCGAAAAUACCAACUGCGCAACUCGUAUUUAUGCUGGUUAUUAUCAGUUCCUUUGGUGGUUGUCCUAUACUAUGUCUUUACGUCAGUCUUACAUUAUGAUCAAGUUUCAUUUGGCUCAAACAUCGACCCAAUAGUGAUCGUUGAUAAACCUAUUAUACUGUGGUGGACUACUUAUGGCGGGAAAUCGGAUGAGGAGAUUACUUGUGGAAACGUACAAUGUCGAGUCAGUGUUGAUAGAUCACUGCAGUUUCAGAACGAUGUCCAGGCAAUAGUUUUUUAUGGGACUUCAUUAGAGCUUGCUGAUAUGCCACUUCCCCGGAAGCCAAAUCAAAUCUGGGCAUUAAAACACGAAGAAUCUCCCAAAAACAACGAUUACAUGUUUUCCCACGAGGAAGUGAUUUCUUUAUUUAAUUACACAUCCACGUUUAAACGCCAGUCUGACUAUCCCCUAUCUACACAACACCUACCCAAUAUGGAUUACCUGCUGGACACCCGGUACGUUGUGGACACGGAGACCAAGUCUCAGCUGAGGAGAUCAGAGAACCUGGCCCCUGUACUGUACGUCCAGAGUGAUUGUGGCGCCCCGUCAGACAGGGACGAGUAUGUUAAACUCCUCCAGAAGUACAUCCCUGUAGACUCGUAUGGGAGGUGUCUGCAUAACAAGGACUUACCCGAACACAUUAGAUUUGAUAUUGGUAAAAGCAUGGCUGGAAUGCAUCAUGACGAUUUUCACAAACUUGCAGCAAAAUACAAAUUCACGUUGGCCAUGGAGAAUGCUAUUUGUGAUGACUAUAUGACAGAGAAGUUAUGGCGCCCACUCAGACUUGGGUCCGUGCCGAUAGUAUUUGGUUCUCCCAAAGUCAAGGACUUUCUUCCCUCUAACAAAUCGGCAAUAUUGGUAUCGGACUUUCCAAGUGCGAAAGACCUGGCCGAAUAUCUAAUAGAUUUAGAUAAGAACAACGAUAAAUACAACCAAUUCCUAAAAUUCAAAUCUACCAAUAAAAUUGACAACGAGUUCCUAAUUUCACACAUAGAGGCACGUGAAUGGGGAGAUUUCAGUGCCGUUCAGAAAAAUCCUAAAAAGUUCUAUUCUCACAUGGCUGGCUUUGACUGUUUUAUAUGCCGUAAAAUCCACGAAAUACAAAAUGCGCGUGCGCAAAAUAAACCUAUAACGCCAAGAACAGCAAAUAUAGAUCACUAUGGAUGCCCAGCUCCUAGACGUUUUGAUAAACAUGGACAAUACGGAGUUUUUGACGCAUGGUUUGCCGAACCAUGGUUUUAUUCAAAAUAUCUUGCUAAGGCAUUCCAGAAAUACUACGACAGCAAUCACCAUGCCUUCACCCAUGAUGAUUUGACUACUUUAGCGAAAAAAUUACGAGAAGAUGAUAAAAAUGGAUAAUUUCAUUAGAAUGGAAUUGUGUUAACCCAGUCUGUGUUCAAUAAAUACAUUUUGACAAAAAAAA
Molecule: messenger RNA, 1682 nt
Organism: Magallana angulata
Lineage: Eukaryota; Metazoa; Mollusca; Bivalvia; Ostreida; Ostreidae
Product: alpha-(1,3)-fucosyltransferase 10-like
Exons: 9
Coding region: 104-1618 (504 amino acids)
Cellular component (GO): membrane
Molecular function (GO): alpha-(1->3)-fucosyltransferase activity
Source: RefSeq, a predicted model, not a curated record